UACAAAAUACACAAACAAAUAGGCAGGACACCUAACCUUUUCUUUAAAAGUAUGUGAGUCUUAAUCCGUGUUGAACUCCAGUUAACCCAAAAUUUCCAUAAAAAUAGUAUUUUAACCAUACAUGACAACAUUCAGUCUACCAAUUGAUACUGAAAGCGUUCACUCGUUUGAGAAAAGGUCCUGGAAUUUCGCAUGCUCGUGCACAUCCAUUGAGCAAAAGAAAGCUUAACUUCUCUAGUGCUGUUGAUCGUUUGAAGGGACAUGGUGUUCUCUGAAUUCUUUUUGGAUAGGCAGAAUAAUUGUACUAUCAUCAAUCGUCGAAACCGCAGUUAAGGUUGGUGUGUCAAGCGAAUGCUGUGGGAUCUUUGUUUCCUAUAGGGAUGAUUAUUUGAGGCUCUUGGACCCGCUACAGUUUCUUUGCUCAGACAUACAACGUUUCCUGUCUGUGUGAGUGAGGUUCAGCUAAGUCCGUUUGCACGGUGACGGGAGGGGGAGACUGUGGAAACUGUGCCAACAAUGAGAUUCAAGGCAGAUGUAGCAGUAAUGGGAGGGAGAGCACUAGGAAAACUCACAUCUUGUGUACCAGAUUUGUACCAUCAUUCACAUUCAUUCAAAAGAACGGCAACUGUGGUCUCCUCGCCAGUAUACCGCUCUGUCUAGCUAACCUUGAAGGUUCUCGCUUGUUAGAGGGAUUCUGAUAAAACUACAUUUCCCUGAAUUUCCUCUCCAAUAUUACACAAACUAUAUCCGGGUCAGAGGAGGCGAAUUUCCGCGCCUUUUCGCUGUCGGAAUAGACCUGAGAGCUAAACAAGCUGCAAGAGACUUCAACAGUACUACCAAAUCAUGGACUAAACUCAACUUUAACGUUUGUACUUCAAAUGUAGAAGACUUGGUGACAAAGGAUAAAGAUCAAGAAUUAUGUUGCUUCCGUCUGACGUUGCUAGACUUGUCCUGGGCUAUCUGCAGCAAGAAGGGCACACUGCCACAAGUCGAUGUUUCAUCUUUGAAAGUCCAAACCUGAAAGAGUAUGCAGAGCACAGUUCAGAGGAUGGGCCAAUCCCUGCCUGUGUGUUUUCUCUUUUUGGAAAAAACCUGAACACGAUUUUAAAUGAAUAUGUUGCUGGUAAGACAAAAGAGACAAAUCAAGAAAAUCAAAUACCAGCAGUGAUGACAUCAUUAUGGAAAAAGCUUGAAUUCACACUCAACCAGAUCAAGUCUUUGCAGAACUCUCCCACCGUGCAAAUUAAUCAGCGAUUGCGGACUAUAAAUAGCAUUCAAAGCAUGAGACCACAGCAGAGACUCUUGUCGGCAUCGCAGUCUACCUUGUCUGGGAAUCUGCCAGUGACUCAAGCAGGCCAGUGUCUCCCCAGUCCUGUAUCAACCCCUCAAGGUAUGCUGGGACAUUCCACCCCAGUGUCUUACACUUCCCACCAUACCAGACCCUCCACUCUCUGCCUUGCUCAGUCAGGAGAGUCAUCAUUGCAGAUAUUGGUCCCCGAUCAAAGACUGAAUCCAGGACCUUUGUCUCCUGCCCGCAGAAAAUGUGACUCACCAAGACGAAGGGGAGGUGGUCAGUUGGGUGCCAGUGGGACCAGCAGAAGUAUGGUAGUGGCCAGCACUCUUAUUGUGGAAACUCAGUGUGAUGAGACGGUGGCUGAGAACUUAUCUCAAAUAGUCAUAGAAAAUGCCAGAGAUAAAAUUCUGAAUGAUAGAUCCUUACAAGAAAAACUUGCUGAAAACAUCAACAAAAUCUUGGCAAGUGAUAAUAGUCCCCAGACAUCAAAAGCUGCCUGCAGUACUGUGGAACAAGAACAGUCGAUCGAAGAAAUCCUGGGCCUCCAGGGGGAAAUUCAUAUGACAGAUGAUACCAUUCAAGACAUUCUGGUACAGACGGAAUCAGACCCGGCAUUUCAAGCACUCUUUGAUCUCUUUGAUUAUGAGAAAAGUAAGACACCUGAGGGCAGUGAACAGGCUGAUAGGAGUUUCAGCUCAAGCACACUGGAGAGUGACGAAAUGGGCCAUGUUGAUAGUGUCUCUGAGACAGGCACUGGACAUGAGGGUUCCACAUCAGGGGGAGAAGGAAGUGCAAGCAAAUUAAGGAAUGGAAAUGCAUCUGAGACAAAUAGCAAAAAAUCUUCAUCCGUUUGUAGUGUGUCAAAAUCUGCUGCCAUAACUCCACAGCCAUGUUCAGUAACCAAACAAACAUCCACUGGACAAGGAUCCUCAAUUGCCAAGCGAGGGCUACUUAGGACCAGAGUUUUAUCUGGAAAUCAACAAACCAGAGGAGCCAUUUCAACUCCAAAGUUGAACGGUGAAGCAGAUUCACUUGCACCCGACCAAACCGUAUCAAGCUCAUCUUUCUUGGAGGAUGGAGCAAUCAUGGAGAUAGAUAAACCACAAAUCGAAACCUCAGAUACCUUAAAUAUUCAGCAUCCAUUGCUGACCCCUCCAGGUUGCUCUGACACUACUGAAAUUCUUAAUGAUAAAAGCAGCCAACACGUUACUGUUUCAGAUAAGCCACCACAAACCACUUCCACAGCUAAAGUUAAUAAAUCCAUAAAUGAGACUGGGAGGUUAGCAGGAAUGCCUGGUGGACAUUCUGGAUUGAAUUUGGAUAUGACAAAAAUCUCUGUAUCCACUAUUCAAAGUAAGGCUUUGCCCUCACCUCAUCUACCCCAACCUGACAUGGACAUAUCUGCCAGAAUGGCUUCACAAACCUCAAACAAAUCUUAUUUAACCCCAUCAUGCACACCGCAGAAAGAUUCAGCCCUCAAACACACUGAGCAUAACAAUGUCAGGAGCAAUCCCUCUACAGCAAGUGCUUCAUCUGCAGCCAGCAUUACACUAUCUACCUCAGGUGUUUCUCAUGCCCAAGCCAAGGAUCCUGACCCCAGUAAGUUUGUGUCUCUGAACAUCAUCAUCAGUAAUGAACAGGAUGAGCAAUCCAAUGAUGUGGCAUUGAACCAGGCUGUUUCAAGCAUCACAGGUGACCACAUCCCUUCCAUCUUCCUGUCCUCCCCUGCCAAAUCUCCUGCCACGACUCUGCCUACAUCAGUCAUAACGCAGGAGAAAACAGCUCAGGUGGUGAGCAGCUUGCAGGGGCCAGAAGAUGUUGGGUCAUUCGGAAUACCUACAAUGAUUGUUCAGAGUAAAGCUCAGACUACGCCGGCAUGUCCCACAGGUCAAGAAACUGGUUUUAUUCAGCUUUUGCCUACUACCCCAACCUUUGGGUCGUCAGGUGGCUAUUUUGUUUUAACUGAUCCUGCUGCUGGUGAUCAGCAGUCAAAUGUAGUGCUGCUUCCAAGUAACAUGCCUCAAGGAACUGUGUCUUCUAUGCCACAUGUGGUAGCAACGCCACCUCGCCAGAGGACUGUUGUGUCCAUGAGUCCAAAUGUCUCUCAGGCCUACUCGACUGGAUCCACAAUCAUUAUAUCUUCACCAGUUCAGACCAUGUUACAAAAUGUGAUGGUUCCAGUGUCAGUUAUGGGGCAAAAUACUGGAAAACAUGUGGUCCGUCCCAAUCAGAUGUUGUCUUUGCCAUGUUCAACUACUGUAAGACAACCUGCAAAAGUUAUAUCUCAACCUAAAUUGGCACCUAAGGAAAACACUGACAUGGGCAAACCUGACACAUCUGGACCCAGCCAAGUUUCAAAAGUACAUCCCCAGACCUCUGACCUGCAAAAGAGUGGCAGUGGAACAAGCCCCAGCCAUCGGAGGAUACUUUGCUUUGAUGUCACACCUGAAAACACUGCAGCUGGCCAGAGUUCUACAGAGACAAGCACUUUCACAUCCUCUGUUACUACAUCUUCCCCCACUCAACAGGCUGAUAAGGAAAUCAAACGGACUGAACCGAACCCACCUUUAGUUUCUGACACCAGUAAAAGACGGAUAGAAACGAUUAGGCUGCCUCAAGUAAAUCACAGUGCAGGUAUAAAGGACUCUGCAACAAUUACCAUAUCUCAACAGCAAAAAGAAGCCCCAAAAAGUAAAAUGUCUGAAAAGGGAACAGAUCUAACUGCUAACAAAUCACCCACUAAGCCAGAGUCUUUCUAUAGAUCAGAUUUACAUAAAAAAUCUUCAGACAAGGUUGAUGGUAGAGUGGUUUCAAAGAGUACAAAAUUGUCUGCACGGAGGCAAAAGCAGAAACCACUAGACAACACAAAGAAUAGUACACAAGAAGAAUCUCAUGAAAGGAGGUUGACAAAGCCAUCCGACCAAUCCUCCGAGAAGAUCUCCUCACAAGAGUCUCCUGGUGUCACUGCAAACAAGGAAAAUGAGUUGGAGGGCCUUCAGCGAGAGCAGCGUCAGGCAACUUCUUGCCCACCAACUGAAGAUCUUGUAGCUUCUACAGUUAAAUCUGCUGCACCCAUAUCAGGCACUUCCAAUAAACCUUUAUGCAAGACGAGCCCAUUAAUGAAACGGGCAGUUGAGAUGCUGCAGGACAUACAGUGCCAGGCUCCCAUGGCUACUCCUCCAAAGAGGCAGGGGCCCAGUUGUCCAGAUCUCUCAAUCCCAAGAACACCUGGACAAGGGCGGGCCACAGAGGAGCUGACAGCUGGAUUGAGAACCCCUUCUCGACAGAGGCUCAUACGGGAGUGUGAAGGUACGCCAAGGUGUCUCGCCCUUCCUGCUACACCAGAUAUCCCCUCCUGCAGUCCGGCCAGUGAGGCGGGCAGUGAGAACAGCAUUAACAUGGCUGCCCACACUCUCAUGAUCUUGUCUCGUGCUGCUAGGACAGGAGGUCCUCUAAAAGACAGUUUGCGUCAGGAAGAGGCCAGUGCUGGGAAAUCUUCUGCCCCUAAAGGAAAGAAGCGUAAGCACAUUGAACCAAGCCCUCCUGCAAAGAAUGGGUUACAGCUUUCUGGCUCCUCGGACAGUAAAAAGAAAUCGAAGAAACCGAAGCAGCUGCUGGACUCCUUUCCGGAUGACUUGGACGUGGAUAAAUUUCUCUCAUCCCUGCACUAUGAUGAGUAAUAAAGCUAAGACAGCCUCCAUAUCAGGGACAUAUCAAGCCAGGUGCGCUACUGAGAGUGAUAAAUCGGAGAGAUACCAUCUAUUCAGAAGAAUACCAAUCCUGAUUAACCUACCUAGUAGUCAUAUUCAUGCUGAAAGUGUCACUUUUUAACAUGCUUUUAAACAUGUAAAGACUAAUUUAGCACUCUUCACAGCAAAUAAAAAAGCGAAAUAAUUUAAACAUAACUGUAAUGUCCAUUGUAUAUGUGAAGAGUGUCAGUUCAGCUGCUCCAUUGCAACAGCUGUUAUUCAGUUAAUUGCAUCUUUUUCUUUAAUUGGACCUUGUUAAUAUCAACUGCACCAUUGUGAUUUACUUUGUACAGCCUCUAGGUGGCAUUCUUCCUUUACAGUCAGGAGGAGGGAUUUAUAUUGUCCAUUAGAUGGUUUAUAUUUUAUGACUUGUUUUAAUAAAUCAGUGUUUGAAUAUUGAAUGUAUUUUUGAUUAAUGUGAAAGUGCUCUAAUCAAACACACACACACAAGUGAUUUAUUUGGAGCAUUUUAAGUUCAAAAAGUCUUGCUACAGUUACUGCACAUACAUUAUGACCAACUUCACUGGUAUACAUUUAUAAACACCUUUACCUUUUAUUCACAGCUCCCAAAACAUAUUACCCAUUAUAUUUUUGUCAUCGCAUCAUUAAUGACUGAAGUCAUUGUAGAAAUUUUCAUUACAGACUUCAGAAACUAAUUAGAAAUAUAUUUUCAUGAAAGCCAAAUAAAUUUGUGAUUCCACAAGAGAAUGCAUUCGUAAACAUAUUUGAAAUGUCUUGUGUCUUUUAA
Xyrauchen texanus (razorback sucker) is the source of this 5791-nucleotide messenger RNA. RefSeq names its product protein NPAT-like. The record is from RefSeq and is a predicted model, not a curated record. NCBI's taxonomy places the organism in Eukaryota, Metazoa, Chordata, Actinopteri, Cypriniformes, Catostomidae. Bases 919 to 4974 code for a protein of 1351 amino acids. Gene Ontology annotation, cellular component: nucleus. The transcript has 18 exons. Gene Ontology annotation, molecular function: protein binding; transcription coregulator activity.